CCGGAAGGGCCCGGACCGGCCGCCGCCGCCAGCAUGAGCGAGCGGGUGCUGUGCAGCGCCCGGGCCUCGGUGCUGCUCUACGACGACGCCCAGAAGCUGUGGGUGCCCGCGGGGGGGCCCCCGCAGAGCCCCAGCUGUGUCCAGCUGUUCCACCAGCCCGGCACCCACAGCUUCCGCCUGGUGGGGCGCCGGCUGCACCCCGAGCAGCAGGUGGUGCUGAACUGUCCUUUGGGGAGGGGGCUUCGCUACAGCCAGGCCACCUCCCAGUUCCACCAGUGGCGCGAGGGCCGGCGGGUCUGGGGUCUCAGCUUCACCGCGCCCCCCGAGGCCGCCCAGUUCGCCGCCUCCGUGCUGCGGGCGCUGCAGGCGCUGGAGCAGGGAACGCCCCUGCCGUGGCCGGAGCCCGAUGGUUCCGCGGCGGAACCGCCCGAGCCGCAGGACAGGCCGGUGAUGGACGAGCCCGAGCGCCGUGGGACGGCUGCAGGACCCCCGGCUGCGCCGCCCGGAGCCCCCCCCCCACCCCCCGGCCCUCCCCCACCUCCGGGGCCCCCCCCGCCCCCCGGCCCUCCCCCAGCCCCGGGGGUGCCCCCGGCCCCCCCAUUACCGGGGGGUCCCGCCGGGGGGGGCUCGGAGGGGGGUCCCGGGGGGGUCCCCGGGGGGGUCUCCGGCUUCGCUGCUGCCAUCGCGGGGGCCAAACUCAGGAAAGUCGGGAAGGAUGAGACCCCGAGUGGGGGGCCCCCCGCCGCCCCCGCCCCCAAAUCCGACGGGGCCCCCCGGGCCGGCGGGGGGCUGAUGGAGGAGAUGAGCGCCAUGCUGGCCCGCAGGAGAAAAGCCACGGAGGCGCCAAAGAAGGACGAUGACGUCACCAGCGACGAGGCGGAGCCGGGCGCCAGGACGGCGGGGCCGCCGGCGGGUGAGCGCGCGGACCACAACCCCCAGCAUGCACCGCGGUGGGGGCGCGCGGCCGGGCACGAGCCUGUACGGAGGCCGUGGGAAAAAUCCAGCUCCACCUUGCCCAGGAUGAAAUCGGCUGUUCCAGCUGCCCCCUCCGAGUCCCACAGUGAGCUGGACCUGGAGCGGGUCAAACUGCGUUUGUGA
Pseudopodoces humilis (Tibetan ground-tit) is the source of this 1098-nucleotide messenger RNA. Lineage: Eukaryota; Metazoa; Chordata; Aves; Passeriformes; Paridae. The record is from RefSeq and is a predicted model, not a curated record.